AAGGUCAAUGAAGUGAUGAAGGAGAAUUCCGAUCCACUGACACGCAGCACAAUGAUGAUGUCACUGAUUCUACUGCUGGGAACACUGGGACUCCUUGUUCAGGGAGAGACUGUCUCUAUCAGCUGUACAGCCAGUUCAAGUACGGGUAAUAAUCUCCACUGGUACCUGCAGAAACCUGGAGAAGCUCCUAAACUCCUGGUUUAUGCUGCUACAACCCGUCAGUCUGAGAUUCCAGGUCGUUUCAGUGGGAGUGGAUCUGGUAGUUCAUUAACUCAUUACACUCUGACCAUCAGUGGAGUCCAGGCUGAAGAUGCAGGAGAUUACUACUGUCAGCAGGGUGGCAGCUAUCCGUACACUUUUGGUGGAGGCACUAGACUGGAUGUUGGAAGUGACGUUCGUCCCACCCUGACAGUCCUGCCCCCCUCCAGUGUGGAGCUGCAGCAGGGGAAGGCCACUCUCAUGUGCCUGGCCAACAAGGGCUUCCCCUCAAACUGGAAGCUGAGCUGGAAGGUGGACGGUAGCAGCAGCAACACCUGGGAGGUGACCGGGAGCCCCGGGGUCCUGGAGAAGGACGGCCACUACAGCUGGAGCAGCACCCUGACCCUCCCUGUUGAUCAGUGGAAGAAGGUGGGCUCUGUGACCUGUGAGGCCACCCAGGGCUCCCAGUCUCCUCUCGCUGAGACACUGAAGAGAGACCAGUGUUCUGAUUAAUGAGCCCCCCCCCCCUCUGACUCCACUUUUUUUUACUCUGUUCUGCACUCAGCAUCUCUCCUUACUGAUCCAGCAGACCACACUGGUCUGGUUCUGGGCUGGGCCUUUCUCCAGAAUAUCUGUCUGAUUCUGAUGUCAUAGUUCUGCUUGGCUUUCUUACAUUUGUUAUAAUCUUUAUUCCUGUAAUGCUGUUGGUUCUGACAUGCUGAGAUAAUAAAUACUUUUCCCAUCCUUAA
Oncorhynchus kisutch (coho salmon) is the source of this 947-nucleotide messenger RNA. RefSeq names its product immunoglobulin kappa light chain-like. The transcript has 5 exons. NCBI's taxonomy places the organism in Eukaryota, Metazoa, Chordata, Actinopteri, Salmoniformes, Salmonidae. Bases 16 to 711 code for a protein of 231 amino acids. The record is from RefSeq and is a predicted model, not a curated record.